AUGGCGUCCCAAAUAGAUGUUGCCGGUCUGUCGCCUGAAGAGAGACGACAAUUAUUGAAAGCUCUGCUUCCGCAUUUCACUGAGGCCGACUUCCAAGAGGUCAAGGAAACCUUCAUGAAGAGGAAGGACUUCCUGUUGUUCAUCCUCCAUGCGAUCGCUUCAUCCGAGGAUGGCGAAGUAUACGCGGAGAUGGAGAGAUUGUUGGAGAACCUACCCUCUCGGUUGAGCCGGCGGCACUUCGACAUAAUUCUCGACCAGAUAGCCGCCGCCUCGUACCAAAUAAAUAGCAGGAAUCUGGAGUUCUUGUGGAGGAUAGUGCUCCAGAGGGUCCUCGAGGACAUCCUCACCGCGGUCCCCACUCGCCUCUUCUGCGUGCAACAAGAGCACGACCUCUGGUAUGCGGCUUAUGCGCUAGCCAACCCUACGUCCCCUCUCGAUCUGCCCGCUCGCGUCAAGCCAGCGCCGGAAUCUGCCGGGAAACCCAGCCGUAUUCCCUUGCGUGUGGGCCGUACACCAGCCGCGGCGUCCUCAAGCCAACUGCUCCCGUCUACCGAGGCACAACCGGCGCCUCCUUUCGAUGCGGGGCGCGUGCAUGACAGCGGCAUCACUGAGAAAGUACCGUUUCUCGCUGAUGUCAAAGAUGACGCCAGAGACAAGACCCUCCAUGUCGACCGCCAGUGCCUGCGUGCCUGCCGCCCCGAUUGCGUGACGUUGUGUCGCAUGUUCCGUCCUGCAAGCGCGCCAGCCGCGAGGAGAAUCAUGUACAAACUGCACGACCACUUCGUGCCUAUCAUCGGGGAGGUUAAGAAGGCUCCGCCACGAAGCGAGGCCAAGAUGGGGCCGAACGACGAGCUCACCGAGCAGGGAAAGCUGGCGACUGAGAAGAUGAUUGCCAAGGCGAAACAGCAGGGGUCGUUCCAAGCCGCUCUCUACCUGAGGACGGAGGCAGGCAAGCGUCAGGAGAGGGUUCGCGUCUUCGCGGUAUGUGGGCAUUACGUUACGUAUACAGACAUACACCGCAACCGCCCGCACAAAGACGUGCCGCUGCAGUUCCUUUGGUCUCUGCUCGUGGAUCUGAAGGAUGAGGAGGAAGCGGAGUCCGUCACGGAGCUUCGGUCGGGCCGCAAGGUGCGGAAGGACUCGGGGCCACCGGACCGAGCCAAGCUCAAGCGCCUCGCUCACAUAUUCGUUGAAGAGUGGUCUCCCCUAAUGUCUCUAUUUGACGCUACGCUCAAGGCUGACACCGCAACGUACCUUAAAGAGUUUCUGCUGGAGAACAACGUCGUGCCCGUUUCGAGUGUGGAUCAAGUCGUUCUUUCUUGA
Molecule: messenger RNA, 1323 nt
Organism: Peniophora sp. CBMAI 1063
Lineage: Eukaryota; Fungi; Basidiomycota; Agaricomycetes; Russulales; Peniophoraceae
Source: the annotation of a GenBank genome assembly